AUGUCUGAGUGGAACUUGACCGCGGAGCAGCUGUCGGCGCUGCUGCGGCUACACAACCUGACGCGCGCGCAAUUCAUCGCGCGCUACGGGCUGCGGCCGCUGGUCCUCACCCCGAAGCUGCCCGCGCGUGCCAGGCUGGCCCUCCUGCUGGCGGGCCUGCUCAUCUUUGCCCUGGCGCUCUUUGGCAAUGCCCUGGUGGUCUACGUGGUGACCCGCAGCAAAGCCAUGCGCACCGUCACCAACAUCUUCAUCUGCUCCCUGGCGCUCAGCGAUCUGCUCAUCGUCUUCUUCUGUAUCCCGGUCACCACGCUCCAGAACAUCUCGGACACCUGGCUCGGGGGUGCCUUCAUUUGCAAGAUGGUACCAUUUGUCCAGUGUACUGCUAUUGUGACAGAAAUCCUUACUAUGACCUGCAUUGCUGUGGAAAGGCACCAGGGACUUGUUCAUCCUUUCAAAAUGAAGAGGCAGUACACUAACCAAAGGGCUUUUACAAUGCUAGGUGUGGUCUGGCUGGUGGCCAUGAUCAUAGGAUCGCCCAUGUGGCAUGUGCAGCGACUUGAGAUUAAGUACGACUUCCUAUAUGAAAAAGAACACAUCUGCUGCUUGGAAGAGUGGACGAGCCCCACGCACCAGAAAAUCUAUACCACCUUCAUCCUUGUUAUCCUCUUCCUCCUGCCUCUUCUGUUGAUGCUGGUCCUCUACGGUAAAAUCGGUUAUGAACUUUGGAUCAAGAAAAGAGUAGGCGACGGUUCAGUGCUUCGAACUAUUCACGGAAAAGAAAUGUUCAAAAUAGCCAGGAAGAAGAAGCGGGCUGUGGUCAUGAUGGUGACUGUGGUGGCCCUCUUUGCUGUGUGCUGGGCGCCUUUCCAUGUUGUUCACAUGAUGAUUGAAUACAGUAAUUUUGAAAAGGAAUAUGAUGAUGUCACAAUCAAGAUGAUUUUUGCUAUAGUGCAAAUAAUUGGAUUUUUCAACUCUAUCUGCAAUCCCAUUGUCUAUGCACUCAUGAAUGAAAACUUCAAAAAAAACUUUAUAUCUGCAGUUUGCUAUUGCAUAGUAAAAGAAACCUUCUCUCCAGCACGGAGGCAUGGAAAUUCAGGAGUUAUAGUGAUGCAGGAGAGAGCAAAGCGUUCUGGGGAAGAGAAUCCAGUAGAGAAGAUCAGAGGGGAAGCUUCUGGGAGUGGCAACACUGAUGUCAACUUGUGUGAACAGCAUCAGAAGAAGGAAAAUUCCCAAGUGACAUCUUGCCCUCUGUAG
Nannospalax galili (Upper Galilee mountains blind mole rat) is the source of this 1254-nucleotide messenger RNA. RefSeq names its product pyroglutamylated RFamide peptide receptor (gene Qrfpr). The record is from RefSeq and is a predicted model, not a curated record. Gene Ontology annotation, cellular component: membrane. Gene Ontology annotation, biological process: G protein-coupled receptor signaling pathway. Lineage: Eukaryota; Metazoa; Chordata; Mammalia; Rodentia; Spalacidae. Gene Ontology annotation, molecular function: peptide binding; neuropeptide Y receptor activity. Bases 1 to 1254 code for a protein of 417 amino acids. The transcript has 6 exons.